AUGUCUACUGCUACAGUUCGUGAUCUUCAGAAUUAUGUUUUCAAUAAUAAAGAAGAAAUAUUAAUUUCUUCCUGUAAAGUUAGCAAAUUUCUGAAGAAAAAGAAAAUAUCCUUUUUAUGUCUUGUUAGCGUAACAGGUGUACCUGUUAAUAUCAAUCUUGUUCAAAUAAAACAAACCGAUAGACAAGUGUUCAAAAGAAAACGUAGUUGGACAUUAGUAGAACUUAAAUCUGUAGAUGGACAUAAGGAAUCUACAGAGAACUUAGAGUUUGAUUUGUACCUAGAUAAAGUAUACAGAUGGGUAGCCCUAAAUACUCAAGAGCGACAUUCUUUUAUUCACAAUCUUUGGAAAUAUUCCAUGAAAUAUUUUUUAAGUGACAAACCAGUUUUUAAGAACAUUCCCAAAAUGUGGAUUACAGAAGAUGCUACUAUACCAGAGAAGUUUGAUAACAAUAUGCUGCCGCUAGAUCAUGAGAUGGUUGAAGAUUUUCAAGUUAAUACAGAAAAAGAACAGGAAGAUUUAAAAAGAUUAAUGACUGGCUGUGAAUUUGCUAUUAGCAAUGCUGAAGCGUUUAUGGAAGUAUUAGCUAGGGAUUUGUCCCUCUUAGAUGGGGAAAAUAUUCACUGUGUGUUAGCCUCUGAAGAUCAAGUUGAAGCCCUAAUGGAUCAUCUAGAAUUAGCUUUAAAUGAAGUUGAUAGAAUGGAGACUCAGUUAAAUGAUUAUGAUGAAAUUCUGUGCCAUGUUAGGGAUACAAUGGAGAAAAUGGAACACAAAAAUUCGACUUUGUCUACAGCCAAUAUGAACAAUCAAUGGUUGAUGAAAGAGUUAGAAAAUUUAACGGAAAAACUUGAUCUAUCACAUGCACAUCAAAAAAUCUUAGAAGAUGCUGACUUCACUACUGCUAAAGGUCUUUCACAGGCAGUGGAAGCAGCUAAUGCCUUGAAAAGAGUAAUGAAUUCAGAUAUAGAUAAGUCACUUCUUCAAAUGGCUGCAGUACAAGAACAAAGGAAACAAUUUAAUAAGUUGAAGGACAAAUUUUCAAGAAAUAUAUGCAGACAAUUUAAUAACUUGUUUAUUCAUUUUGGAAAUCAUAAAGGAGAAGCAGAGAAGAGUGCAGAUAGUUUAGUUUUACCUCAACAUAGUGGAGUUCAUAAAGAACUGUAUCCAUAUACUGAAUUGAUUCAUUGGAUUAAGGUAAUGGAUAAACAGAUGUAUGAAUCUUUAAAAGAAAUUUAUACUAGUUCUUUGGGAAAACUUUAUGACAGAGAUUUAAAAAAUCUAUUUAAUGUAGCAAGGGAAAAAAUUGCAGUGUAUGGAAAUGUAGUUUCACCUACCACAAUUAUUGGCCUUGAUAGAGAUCAGUGGACUUUGGAAACCAGUACUAAAGAUAGAGAAAGAUAUGAUUUAGUAUUAGAGCAAGUACUCACACAGCUAGAACCUGUGUUUAUGCAAGAACAACAGUUUUGUUUAAAGUUCUUCCAGUUGGAUGUAAUCAGUAGUCCUAAAGCCUUGGAUUAUAGUAUAGAAAGUGACGCUGUAACAGCUAGAAAAAUUGAAAAACAGAUUGAUGAAGACAUCAAGAACAUGAUGAGCAGUCUAUUUGCCUGUUUAAAACCCGAACUUGAUAUGUUGAUCGAUUAUAUUAAAAAACAGGACAAUUUUUAUUGCAUGUAUGUUUUGGUACGGCUCAACCAACAUGUGAUGUCCGCACAAAGCUCAUUCCUUAGCAACACAUUUGGCUCAUUGCUUAUCGAAGUCAAAAGGUCUUUGGAUCAAUUUAUGCAGCAACAGAUCGAAUCGAUUAAAGAAUGUAGAAUAUCGAAGAAAUCAAAAUGUGGAAUACUACCCUACGUACUCAAUUUAGAAAUAUUCGCCAAAAAUGCUAACUGUCUCUUGAAAAGUGACCGUGCAGCAGAUCUCGAGAAAUGGUACACUCGGUUGGUUGAUACCAUGUUGGAAUAUAUCGCAGUGCAUGCGAUUGAUCAUAAAACGCCUCCACAGGUUAUUAAAAUGGAAAAUUAUCAUCAUCUGUAUUCGCUAUUGUCACAAUUGAAAAUCUCAGUUUUGGAUAGUCAACGAAAGGAAGCCAAACAAAAGUAUAAUGAUGCUCUCACUGCUUAUGUCACCUUAUAUUUUGGAAGACCAUUGGAAAAAUUGAAUAACUUUUUUGAUGGAGUUCAGGCGAGAGUCGCUAGUGGAAUAAAAGCUUCUGAAGUCAGUUAUCAAUUAGCAUUCAGCAAACAAGAAUUAAGAAAAGUUAUUAACCAAUAUCCAGGAUCACAGGUUAAAAAGGGUCUAGAGUCUCUAUAUAAAAAGGUAGAAAAACAUUUGUCGGAAGAAGAAAACCUUUUACAGGUAGUAUGGAGAGCGAUGCAAGAAGAAUUCAUCAGGCAAUACAAAACCUUAGAGGAUAUAAUACAUCAGUGUUAUCCGGGCUCCAUGAUCUCGUUAGAAUUUACCAUCGAGGACAUCUUAAUGUUCUUUUCCGAUAUUGCUCAAUCUCAUUGA
Messenger RNA from Diabrotica balteata, 2508 nucleotides. NCBI's taxonomy places the organism in Eukaryota, Metazoa, Arthropoda, Insecta, Coleoptera, Chrysomelidae. The record is from the annotation of a GenBank genome assembly.